Messenger RNA from Penicillium nucicola, 327 nucleotides. RefSeq lists its product as uncharacterized. The record is from RefSeq and is a predicted model, not a curated record. Bases 1 to 327 code for a protein of 108 amino acids. NCBI's taxonomy places the organism in Eukaryota, Fungi, Ascomycota, Eurotiomycetes, Eurotiales, Aspergillaceae. The transcript has a single exon.
AUGUCUCAACCAGAUAUUUCCACAACGGAUGAGUCGGACGACGAGUCAUUCCACCACCCUUCUUGGCCUGAACGCUGGACUGAUUCGGAGUUUAUGGUUUCUCAUGAUGAACGCCGAGCACGUUGGAUUCAAGAGCCAUGGUGGAAAGACAAUGAUCGUACAUCGGUAAACUUCAUAGCUAACUUUAAGUGGCCUUGGGGUUUUAUUAUUUAUCGCACUGUCUAUACUCCGGAAUCAGAUGAAGUGUGGACCUCUUGUCUCGACAAGAUUACCCGUUAUAUCUAUUGGGAAAUCGAUCACAUCGAUGGAAAGCGGUACGAUAGCUAA